GCACCACCACACACACUCUUCGAGUUGAAAGAGAAAGGAACAAAGUUACUAGUUUUAAUCGAUCCCAGAGAGAGAUGUUGCAGUGUAUAUUUCUUCUUUCAGAUUCUGGGGAGGUAAUGCUAGAAAAACAGUUAAAGGGGCACCGGGUUGAUCGGGCCAUUUGUGAUUGGUUUUGGGAGCAAGCAAUCUCUCAAGGUGAUCCCUUCAAGGUUGCACCUGUAAUUGCUUCACCGACACAUUACCUUUUCCAAAUUGUUCGCGAGGGUAUAACUUUUUUAGCAUGCACCCAAGUUGAAAUGCCACCUUUAAUGGGAAUUGAGUUCCUUUGCAGAGUAGCUGAUGUCCUUUCAGACUAUCUAGGGGGAUUGAAUGAAGAUGUAAUAAAGGACAACUUUGUUAUUGUAUAUGAGCUUCUGGAUGAGAUGAUAGAUAAUGGGUUCCCUCUCACAACAGAGCCUAACAUCCUGAGGGAGAUGAUAGCUCCUCCAAAUAUUGUUAACAAAGUACUGAGUGUUGUCACUGGUAACAGUUCCAACAUGAGCAACAUCCUUCCCGGUGCGACAGCAUCUUGUGUUCCAUGGAGAACAACGGACCUAAAGCAUGCCAACAAUGAAGUUUAUGUUGAUCUUGUUGAAGAAAUGGAUGCAAUUAUAAGCAGGGAUGGGGCCCUGGUGAAAUGCGAGAUAUAUGGUGAAGUUCAAGUAAAUUCCCAUCUCUCAGGUGUUCCUGAUCUGACUCUUUCAUUUGCAAAUCCUUCAAUUUUGAACGAUGUGAGAUUUCAUCCUUCUGUUCGGUUUCGUCCAUGGGAAUCACACCAAAUUCUGUCCUUUGUGCCUCCCGAUGGGCAGUUUAAGCUCAUGAGUUACAGGGUUAAAAAGUUAACAAAUACUCCAAUAUAUGUAAAGCCACAGCUAACCUCGGAUUCUGGGACAUGUCGUGUCAGCGUGUUAGUUGGAAUACGAAGUGACCCUGGAAAGAAAAUUGAUUCAAUAACCGUACAAUUCCAAUUGCCUCCUUGUAUUUUAUCAGCUGAUCUAACUUCAAAUCAUGGAACAGUAAACAUCCUUGCUAAUAAGACUUGCUCUUGGUCCAUUGGAUGCAUCCCAAAAGAUAAAGCCCCUUCAAUGUCUGGGACAUUAGUGCUCGAGACUGGUUUAGAGCGCCUUCAUGUAUUUCCUACAUUUCAAGUGGGCUUCAGGAUCAUGGGUGUUGCUCUUUCUGGCCUGCAAAUAGAUAAACUGGACCUGAAGAGUCUACCUACUCGCCAUUACAAAGGUUUUCGGGCUCUCACACGAGCGGGGGAAUUUGAAGUAAGGUCAUAGUCUCAACCUUUUUGUCGAGACAGGUUCGGCUAGGAGUGAAUAUAUGUGUUAUUACAGUUCAAUUUACUGUUAUAUUUUCAUUCAUAAAGGUGAUUUGGAUGACAUUGAUUCUUUGGAGUGCUUUAGCUGUUUUUCAUAGAAAUCCUUUCCCAAAUUCAUUUCCCUACCUGUCAAAGAAAGAGAACAAGGGAUGAACAGUCUGAAUAGAAGCAAAUGCAUCUUGGAAAUCUAGGAAGGGAACAACAGUCUGUGUCUUUUUUCCUCAAGUUCUGUAAGCUAAAUUUGGUCAAGAGAGAACCUCAAAAUUUAAUUGUGAGGGAUGUGUUCCCCUUUUGAACUCCUCAUUAUUACAAUCUUACUAAUCAAAAAGAUAAAAAAUAAAUAAUAAAUAAUGAUUGUGAAGUCA
Molecule: messenger RNA, 1728 nt
Organism: Cornus florida
Lineage: Eukaryota; Viridiplantae; Streptophyta; Magnoliopsida; Cornales; Cornaceae
Product: AP-3 complex subunit mu
Exons: 8
Coding region: 75-1322 (415 amino acids)
Biological process (GO): endocytosis; intracellular protein transport
Cellular component (GO): cytoplasmic vesicle; clathrin adaptor complex
Source: RefSeq, a predicted model, not a curated record